GUUCGUUAACUUUCGCAUGGAAUGUCGCCGUGCUGCGACGGUGUCCUUGAGCGGUUCACGUCGCAUAGCAUCUGAUUUUUUGCCGAGUAAUGAACGAGUCACUUUCAUUGCAUAGGGACUGACCUAAGGCGUGGGUAGCGGGCGACGAAACCUGCAUUUGAUAAAUCCUAAGGCGAGGGUAGAUGCGUCUGUCGUGCGACGAGCGCAGUUUGUCCACGCGGUGACUGGUUACAGGGGAGAUUCUGUCUCACACGUCGCCAUGCGACUGGUGAAGCCGUCGUGGGUGUCGCACGGCGGACAGGCGAUUUUCGCGAUUCACGUGCAUCCGGAUGGGACAAGAUUCGCCACUGGCGGGGGGGACCACAAGGCCGUUAUCUGGAGCCUGCCGCCGCUGCUUACCCCUGAGUCCGAGUCAGAUGCCUCGCUCCCCUCUCGCCUCGCCACUCUCUGCGACCAUUUUGGGGCUGUCAGCUCUGUCAGGUGGUCCCACAAUGGGCUGCAUCUGGCCACAGCAGCGGACGACCAGACGGUGCACGUGUACGGAAGGAGGGAGGGGCGGGGGAGCGUGGUGUUUGGAGAGAUGGGCGCACCGAAUGUGGAGAACUGGAAGCUCAUGCACACACUGCGAGGCCACACAGGGGAAGUGGUCGAUGUUGACUGGUCUCCUGAUGAUUCUCUCAUCGCCACCUGCAGCCUCGACAGCACGGUGCGCAUCUGGCAGCCAAUGACAGGGCGCCAGGUGGCGGUGCUGACCGGGCACAGCAGCUUUGUGAAGGGCGUGGCGUGGGACCCCAUUGGCCGCUUCGUCGGCAGCCAAUCCGACGACAAGAGCGUGAUCGUGUGGCGGACCAACGAUUGGUCGGUUGCGAAACGCGUGGAGGGGCCUUAUCCAAAAUCUGUAGGAGCGACUUUCUUUCGCCGCCUCUCCUUCUCCCCCUGUGGCUCCUACCUCACUACAGUCCACGCCUUUGCCGACCCAAAUCACACCGCGGCGAUCCUAGACCGCACGCUCGGGUGGGCCAAGACCUUGGACUACGUCGGGCACACCGGACCUGUCACCGUGGCUCGGUACAGCCCCGUGCUCUACCGAACCACGCUGGGGGCUGCCGAACCUGGGAAGGGUGGUUCCAAGGGCGAGGGGGAGAGACGAAGUGUAGCUGGGGGUGGUGAGAAAGGGGAUGGUGGCGCUGAUGCUGCUGCAAGUGGUACUGGUGCUACAGGUGCCACUGGUGCCGAGCCUUCUGGGGAUGGGGAUGGUGAUGGUGGUGCGGCUGCUGCUGAUGUAGGCACGGUUUCUACUGCGGUUGCUUUGUCUGCUACUCCUCCUCCUGCUCCGUCUGCUGCUGCUGCUGCUACUGUUGGUGAUGAUGGUGUGCCGGUGAAGGAUGGUGAUUCUAAGGAGGGAAAGUUUGCAACAGUUUCUGCGCUGUUUCUUGUUACAGAGAAGGGGAAGGGGGAGGGAGGGGAGGGGAGGGGAGGAGGAAAUUUGGAGAGCGGAGCACGGCGAGGGGGUUUGAUAGGAGAGGAGAGGAAGGGAGAAGGCGACAGGACGAAGGGAGAGGAGGAGGCGAGAGAGAAGGAGAGAGUGAGGGAGAAAGAGGAGAGGGAGAGGGAGAGGGUGAGAGUGAGGGAGGAGGAGAGGGAGAGGGAGAGAGUGAGGGAGGAGGAGGAGAGGGAGAGGGAGAGAGUGAGGGAGGAAGCAACGGCGUUGAUGAGGAGUGGGGCGUAUGGGUGGAUGGCGUUGGGCGGCAUGGAUCGGAAGGUUACGCUGUGGCCCACGUACCGCCCUUCACCGCUCUUCACUGCGAAGAACCUCUUCAAGCAGCCUGUGCUGGACAUUGCAUGGUCUCCAUGCGGAAUGCACAUGCUCUGUUGCUCGGCGGACGGCACUGUAGCAGCCUUCCUCUUCGACCAAUCAGAGCUCGGCAUUCCACUGACGCAGUGCGAGAUGAGGGACCGCAUCGCCAGCCUGUACGGCCACCGCCACGUGGCGGCGCCCCAUUCGCUCGUGGAGGAUCCAGAGCUGCUGGCGCUGCAGCAGCAGGUGGAGAUAGAGGCGGCGGCUGCUGCUGCUGCUGCUGCUGCUGCUGCUGCUGGAAGGAUAGUGGCAAGAGGAGGCACUGCAGCAGCAACAGUAGCUGGUGGUGGUUCAGCUGUGCAGAUGACGUCUGAGAGCGUGAAAAGGCAGCAGGUGGUGGGGAGGAGGAAGGAUGGGCGGAAGCGAAUCACGCCUGUUGCUAUCACCUCUAUAAUGGCUGAACCGCCUGCACAGCUGGAUGCAGUGCCAGCGGCAGCACAUGCAGGGGUUGCUGCUGCAACAGCGGCAGCAGCAGCAGCAGCAGCAGCAGCACCAGCGGUAACAGCAGCACCAGUGGUGGCAGCAGCACCGGCAACAGCAGCUGUAGUAGCAGCGGCAGCAGCAACAACAGCAAAAACACCAGCAGCAGCACCAGCAAGAGUUGCAACAGUAGCAGCACCAGCACCAACACCAGCACCAGCACAAACUGCAGCAGCGGCAACAGCAGCAGCAGCAGCAGCAGCAGCAGCAACAACAGCACCCGCACCAGUACCACUGUCAGCAUCAGCUGCUGCAGCAAAGAGAGUCCCUAGCCCACAGCAGCACCAACAGAAUGGUAACCAGCAACCCGGUAACCAGCAACCUGGUAACCAGCAGCAGCCGCAGCAGAGUCUGAAACCGUAUUCAACCGCUGCCGUACCCGGGCCAAGCACAGGAGGCACCCAAGACAGAGAGAACAAGAGGCAAAAGCUGGGGGAAAGGCUGGGGGAAAGGUUGGGGGAAAGUGUUGGGGCGGAAGGAGCAGAUGGGAGAGGGUUCGGGGUGGAUUGGAGGCUGAGAGAUGGGGUAGGCCGCUCAGGGCGACAUGGGGUGGGCCCGGGGAGACACGGGAUGGACAGCUUGGGGAGGGAUGGGGUAGGAAGCUCAGAGAGAAACGGGAGGGGCGCGUAUGGGGUAGGGAGUGGUUGGAGAGGAGGGAAGCCUGGUGAGGGAGGAAGAGGAGGAGUGGGGAACGGAGAAGGUGAUGGGAAGGCCGGGAGUGUGGUGUAUGCAAGUGUGCCUGCUGAUGCCAUGGCCUUGCAAAGGGCUGCAGCUGCUGCUGCUGCUGGUGUUGGUGCUCCUCCUGCUGCUGCCGGUAGUAGUGGUGGUCGCAAUGCUGGUUCUGCACCUACAUCUGAGGCUUCUCGACAGCUAUGGAAUGGUGAAGCCAGGGUGGUUCUGGAAGCGAGGAUGCAGGGAGCGACAGACGCCUCUCCCUCUGACCUCGUCUGCUCUCUCAACAGCCAUGUCUUGUGGCGGGACCGACUCAAUUCCUCUGUCACUGCCAUUGCUGGCUGCCCACCCGCUGCUUCCCACCCCUCAACACAAGCCCAGUUGCCUGGGGGCACUCUGUGGGCUGUGGCCUUUGCCAACCGAUCUCUCCUGAUAUUAUCUUCUGCCGGCCGGCGGCUCCUCCCCGAGAUCCUCCUGGACUCUCCCGCCGUCCUUCUCUCCUGGUCCGGCGCCGAACCUGCAGCUUUGUCUGCCCCCGAACCUCCAGCCUGGUCCGGCGCCGAGCCUAGGAACCAGGCCUGGUUCGGGGUGUCAAGAAACCACCGGCUCGUGUUCAAGAGCCCCCUGGAUCAGCUGGGAGGGGGAGUGAGGUUGUGGGACAUGGGGCGGCUGCAGCUGCUGGUCGAUGGUGAUAUGCGCGCGUUGGGUGCUGAGGCAACAGAAGGUACCCUGCGCAUAGCAUCCGCUCGCCUCCUCCCCCCGCGCACCCCAAUAGUAACGCUCCUGUCGGGGAAAUCCUUCCUGCUCCACCCCUCCCUGCACGCCUGGAUGCCCCUCUCUCGGCCCCACCCCUCUUCGCGCCUCUCGUCCAAUUGGCGGCCGCCACCUGGCGCUUUCCAAGCUGGGGGGAUGCGAGGUGUUGCCAGAGAUGGUGGCGGUGGUUCAGGUGGUGCUGCUGCUGGUGGGGCGGUUGCUCUGCUCUCAAGGCAGGCACCUGGAGAGGAGGCUCACGCCACAAGAGCCCACCUGGAGAACGCCCUGGCAGCGUGUCGUCUGUUGAAUUCACCUGACGAGUUCAGGAGGCUCCUGGCGGAAUAUGUGCGCCUGCUGACCAAGGAGGGCGACGAGGGUCGUCUGAGGGAAGUCUGCCAGGAGCUCCUUGGCCCUGUGGACACUGGACAGCAUGCGGUUACCACAAACAGGGGUGGCUUGGUUACGGAUGGCUCUGCGGGUCCAGCCAUUCGGCAUACUCCACAAGUUGAUGAGGAUGUGCGAAAAAAACGUGGCCUUCUACGAGCUGUGGUGUUCCCAGCCUUGCUCUCAAGCAGGCGGAUGCAAAGAGUGUUGUUAGAGUAUAUGGAUCUUGUUAAGGAAGCUGAGGCUGGAUGAAUUCAAUUAUGUAUAGGAGGGUGAAGCACUUUUGAGUGUUUAUCAGGCCCUCAGAUUCAUUUUAGGCCACGCUGAUUGACCAGUGUCAAUCUCAUAAAACACCCUGAAAAUCAGUUUUUGGUAGUGGUUUUCUUACUGGUU
This is a messenger RNA of Closterium sp. NIES-67, 4540 nucleotides long. NCBI's taxonomy places the organism in Eukaryota, Viridiplantae, Streptophyta, Zygnematophyceae, Desmidiales, Closteriaceae. The record is from the annotation of a GenBank genome assembly.